This is a messenger RNA of Talaromyces marneffei, 1422 nucleotides long. RefSeq lists its product as uncharacterized. NCBI's taxonomy places the organism in Eukaryota, Fungi, Ascomycota, Eurotiomycetes, Eurotiales, Trichocomaceae. The record is from RefSeq and is a predicted model, not a curated record. Bases 1 to 1422 code for a protein of 473 amino acids. Gene Ontology annotation, biological process: signal transduction. The transcript is spliced from 3 exons. Gene Ontology annotation, cellular component: nucleus; cytoplasm; nucleotide-activated protein kinase complex. Gene Ontology annotation, molecular function: protein kinase binding.
AUGGGAAACAGUCCCUCCAAGAGUCCGCCAGGAAACUCGCAGACUCCAUUAACUGGUCCUCACAAUGUUCCCGGCCAGGAGCGAAGGGUGAGCAGGCGGACUUCGAUCAAUGCAUUGUCAAGCACAAAAGCGAGUGCCGCCGAUCCCUCGGCUACCAGAGAGAGCGCGACAGGCCAACCGGCAUCUCAUGGUGUACAGCAACGUCUACAGUCGCGAAAUGUCCCUGCCCAGACGACACAGCCGAUUCACGAACUGCCGGACAGGACUGGUGGAAGGAGAUUCGAUGGUCGAUAUCCAACUAGAGAGGCUGUAGAGGCUUCGAAUCCAGUCCAAGUUCCUUUAUCAACGAAUCGUGCUGGCACAAGGCGAGAUGAAGGUCACAUGCCCCACGAGUCUUCGGCCAAUCCUGCAAAUAUUUCAAACACAUACUACUCAACAUCUCACCUUCAAAGAGGCCCGCCUCGAUUACCUCUGCCCAUUGGGGACGCCGAUGCUACACCCGGUUCGCCGGUCAUCGCGCCGGCAGAUUCGCAAGUAGAUUCAGUUCCCUUUGAGCUGGAGAACCAAGUACCUCAAGCAACGAUAUCCCUUGAUGACCCGAAUGUUGAUGAAGAUGAAGUUGAAGAUGAAAUGUUGGCGUAUGCCAUGCAUGGACCGGGUACCAAGGCUGUACCAACUGUGAUCGAAUGGAAGGGGACCGGAGACCGAGUUUUUGUUACCGGUACAUUUGUUAACUGGGAGAAGAAGUUCAGAUUACACAAAAGUGAUACGGAGCCUAAUGUCAAGUCGACUACAUUGCAUCUUCGCCCUGGUACACACCACCUCAAAUUCAUCGUCGAUGGCGAUAUGCGAGCCUCAGAUGACCUCCCGACUGCCGUCGACUUCACAAAUCAUCUAGUCAACUACAUCGAGGUGGUAACAGACGACCUCCAAGGCCAACGAUCCCGCCGUCCAAGCGAACGGGCAAUGAAAGCCAUGGUUCCCCCAGGCGUUCAUCCACCUCAAGUCCUCCCCGAAACCGUAACCGCCCAUCAAACUCAAGACUCUCUUGACAAGGACGAAGAACCCGAAGAAGAGCCUGAAGAGGAAAUCCCCUUGGGCAACUUUAGUGGCACCGUCCCUCAAUUCUUAGUGGAUAUUGACCGUGAAGACGAAGAUGAGGAAUAUCAAAGAGCUGCAAAUGUGAUUGCGGAUGCUACCACGCCGCCAAUCCUCCCGUUGUUUUUGGGUAGAUCGAUUCUGAAUGGCACGACACCAAUGAAGGAUGAUAACAGUGUCUUGAAUUAUCCGAACCAUACGGUGCUGAAUCAUCUUGCGACGAGUAGUAUCAAAAAUGGCGUUCUGGCUACGAGUGUCACGACGAGAUAUAAAAGAAAGUAUGUCACUACUAUAUUGUACAAACCUACAGGGGAUACUAUGUAA